AUGUGUGCGUGUGUGAGUAUUAAAAAAUAUAUAUAGUGAUGACGGCUCUGUACAGGAUGUUCCUACACAGCACGGUUCUGCAAUGACCCAUACACGUCACAUGACCUUAGCCUACCACAGACCGUCAUGUGCAGAGCCGGCUCUUCACAGGGCGGGCAAUAUCUUGUAAAAGAAAUAAAGGACAGAAAAAAUGUACAGCUGGUGUUUGUGUGGAACAGAACGAUAACUUCCCUUAUAGAGCAUGUCGACAAGGAACUUAUCCUUGAAGAUCUGACAAGAUUUAAACAGUUUUCGGUUGACCUAAUUGUGGAGGUGGCUCAUCCAGACAUAACCAGACAAUAUGGACCCCAGUUUUUGUCACAUGCUGACUACAUGAUAGGCUCCCCAACAGCUCUGGCAGACCCUCAGUUGGAAGCCAUUCUCAGGGAAGCAGCCAUAGACCAUGGUCUGUAUGUUCCAAGUGGAGCUUUCUGGGGUGGCGAAGACAUCAAGAAGAUGGCAGAUCGCGGAACACUAAAGGCUCUGAAAAUUACAAUGACGAAGCACCCGAACAGUUUUAAACUGUGUGGAGAUAUCAAGGCAAAGAAUGCUGCUGUCACUGAUAAAGCUGUUGUGUUAUAUGAUGGUCCUGUGCGCAGUUUGUGUCCAUUGGCUCCCAACAACGUGAACACAAUGGCAGCAGCAUCACUAGCCGCUCACAACCUCGGCUUUGAUGGCGUCCAAGGCAGCAUUGUCGCAGAUCCAAACCUUCCUGACUGGCACAUUGUGGAAGUGGAAGUGUGGGGCCCGGGUGACAAGGAAUCAGGGAAGGCCUUCCACUGUAAAACUGUCAGGAGGAAUCCCGCUCUGAUCGGCAACGUCACUGGCUCUGCGACGUAUGCUUCAUUUCUCAGCAGUAUGCUCAAUGCUUGUAACAAAGGGCCUGGAGUUCAUCUUUGUUGAACAGUGGUGUAAAGAUUGAUGCAUGCUGCCUAAGUCAAUAAAAUAUCUCUCAGAAAAUAAUCUCAGUAUAGGCCUACCUAUUACAUAAAGAUUAUACAUGUAUAUUCAUGUAUUUUUAAUAUACCGGUACUAGUAUUUGAAAUGUUUGCAUGCAUGUACGUAUAUUAUAUACAGUUAAUCUGAUUGAAAUCAAAUCUUACAUUAAAGAUUAUACAUAUAUAUUCAUGUAUUUUUAAUAUACCGGUACUAGUAUUUGAAAUGUUUGCAUGCAUGUACGUAUAUUAUAUACAGUUAAUCUGAUUGAAAUGUUUGCAUGCAUGUAUGUAUAUUAUAUACAGUUAAUCUGAUUGAAAUGUUUGCAUGCAUGUAUGUAUAUUAUAUACAGUUAAUCUGAUUGAAAUGUUUGCAUGCAUGUACGUAUACUAUAUACAGUUAAUCUGAUUGAAAUCAAGUCUUAAAUUAAAGGCACAGACCCUAGUUUUAACCCGUAAAAAAUGGACACUAAGUUUAGUUAAUUUACAAACUUGUAACUUAUUUGGAUAAAGUUACAAUAGAGUGAAAGAAGAGUCUGUGACAUUAAAACGGGAAAUAUCCUUAAAAGUAGACUAGAACACGAAUCAAUAAACCGUUACUUCUCAGACCCACAUGCGUUUUUAAAAAUAUGAAAAAUGGUGGGGGUUUUGGUACUAGAAACACCUGAAUGACCAGAAACACUUCGGUUCUACGGAAAUGGAUCAUCUAAAGAAUAAAAUACAAGUAAUGUUUGAUUUCAGUGAUCAUAAACGGCUCUAAUAGUGAAAAAUAUGCAUUAGUGUUUAAAAACUAGAGUGUGUCCCUUUAACUACUCUUACAUUCAGAACUGACAAAUUCCAACAGGACAUCAUGUCCAUGUGAGGUUUUGUUAGUGAAAACCAAACUUUGUGAUAAGACCAGAAGUGAAAAACAAUUGCUCUCCUCAUAAUGUGGAGGUGGGGAAAUUUACAUUCCUAAAAUAAUCAGAGGAAAUUGCACGUCUUGAAGAUGAUUAAGUUCUUGAGUGGUACUGAUUUAUAACUUAUAUUUGUAAGAACGCUCGAUUUGUUUAAAACAACAAACAGGAUUUAGUAAAUUUUAACAAGGUAAAGUUAAACACAUUUUAUACAUGGUUUUAUCAAAGUAGGUGUGCAGUGUUUUACACCUUUCUGAUUGAAUUGAGGAGGGUUCAUGGGCAUUGUCACGAUUGCACACCUUAAAAACAGAAGUUGAUGCAUUCAUAGCAAAUGCCAUCAUAAAUCAUAUUGAGAUAUGACAACAGUCACUAUGGGUACUGCCACAUUGUUGUUUCCAUAGUAAAGUAUUUCCAUUUAAUUAUUUCCAUCUAUUUUCCACCAAAAAAAGUCUCAACAUUCCAAAUAAAAUAGCUUGUCCAUGUUUUGUUUUUGAUUUUGAACAAUUGGUGUUUUCUGGGCCAGUGCUUAUAAAAUAUUAGUCUGGGUUCAAAUCUUUAAUGAUGUCAAACGCAUGCAAUUUAUAUGCACUGUUAUGAUGUUAAAGUCUUCUGAAGAUGUUUUUGUAGUCUUGAGUCUAGACUCGAAAUGGUUUUAUAAGCAUGGAUCCCCAUGUCUUUACAGACGAGAUGUGAUGUGGGAGAUCUGGAUAUUAACUUCUUUGGCUUUAAAGGGACAUUCCCGAGUUUGCUGCAAUUUUAAAGAUGUUAUCGGCUGAUAAAGACUUUUUAACGAUUGUAAUUACAUAUCAAAUAUAUUUUUCUGCAUAACAUAUUAGUGGCUGUAUAU
Molecule: messenger RNA, 2717 nt
Organism: Gigantopelta aegis
Lineage: Eukaryota; Metazoa; Mollusca; Gastropoda; Neomphalida; Peltospiridae
Product: putative L-aspartate dehydrogenase
Exons: 8
Coding region: 127-942 (271 amino acids)
Biological process (GO): NAD+ biosynthetic process
Molecular function (GO): NADP binding; L-aspartate dehydrogenase [NAD(P)+] activity
Source: RefSeq, a predicted model, not a curated record